GGAGAGGGAGGUACCCUCAGACAGCUCUCUCUCUUUCUUUUCUCUCUGUGCUUUUUCACAAAAAACACUGAAGUGGGGUUGAAACUGAAACAGGGCAAGACUCGUAAAAGGAGUGCAGCCUCUUGCCUCCUUCAUUCUCACAGUUUCCUGUUCAAGGAGGCCAUUUUGUACGCUCAGCCUGGAGAGGAGCAACAACAAAGUUUGUCAUUGUUUUUGUUUCUCUUGCUCUCCCACGGCUGGGGAGUUUCACAACCAAGUUUGGACUUUCUCCUGUGCAGAGCGGCGCCUUUGGACGAGAAAGAGGGAAGAAGGUGGAGGUGGGAGAGCAGCAGGAGGGAGGUUUUCCCCUGACUGUGUUUCUGUUCUCACACACUUUGUUCAUGCAUGUCUUGCCUGGACUGGGGAAGAAGCCUGACGACGAGAUAGAAGAGGCAGAAAGGAAGAGAAAACACUGCUUCCUGGAGAAGGAUUCCUUCCUUGAUCCACUGCUGGGGGCUGGACACAGGAGAAACCGGGACUGUGAGCUCAGUGUGUCCAUGUGUCAGUGCGGGAACCUGCCGUGCUCCUCUGAGACAGUGUGAAUGAGUGGACUUCUCUGAGACUCGUACACUGCACCUGGGUGUGUGUUUGUCACUCCGAAUGGCUAAUGCUAGCCCUUGUAUACCCUCGGGGGCCAUGGCCCAGGUCUUCUUUCCUCCUGGGGGCCCCUCACCUCCAGGCUCAGCUGUAAUGCAGCCAGGGACACCCAUAUCCAUGCCCUCUAUGCACACUCAGGGUGGGUUUUCUGUGAUGGACCUGACCCCGGUGCAGGGUGCCAGUGGGGUUGUGAUGCCUUCGAUGCCUCCCACUCCAGCUGGGGUGUCCUUCAUCAUCCAGAUCGGUCUGACCAGAGAGUCGGUCCUGAUGCCCCAGACAGCUGACCUGGCCUAUGUGAAGCAAAUUGCCUGCUCUAUUGUUGACACCAAGUUCCCAGAGUGUGGCUUCUAUGGCAUCUAUGACAAGAUUUUGCUGUUUAAACACGACACAUCCACCAACAACAUCCUGCAACUAGUUAAAACUGCCGGUGACAUUCAGGAGGGAGAUCUGGUUGAGGUGGUGCUGUCUGCGGCAGCCACGUUUGAAGAUUUCCAGAUCCGGCCCCACGCACUCAAUGUGCACUCAUACCGGGCCCCGGCCUUCUGUGAUCACUGUGGGGAGAUGCUGUUCGGACUGGUCCGACAGGGGCUCAAGUGUGACGGAUGUGGACUAAACUACCACAAGCGCUGUGCAUUCAGCAUCCCCAACAACUGUAGUGGAGCUCGUAAACGUCGUCUGUCCACCACAUCCCUGAGCAGCAGCCAGUCACUGCGUCUCUCCACCACUGAGUCAGUGUACAGUGUGGGGACAACCUCCACCUGUGCAGAAGAUACCAGCCUCAUUCGUUCACACACACAAAUGCCACGGACCCCAAGCGAAGCCCGGCGCUUCUACACAGGCCGACCAGUUCAUCUGGACAAGAUCUUGUUGACCAAAGUGAAGGUUCCCCAUACGUUUGCUGUUCAUUCGUACACAAGGCCGACAGUGUGCCAGUUCUGCAAGAGGCUUCUUCGUGGACUGUUCAGGCAGGGAUUACAGUGCAAAGACUGUAAAUUCAACUGCCAUAAACGCUGCGCAUACAAGGUUCCUAAUGACUGCCUCGGGGAGACCCUUGGAGACAACAGAAGUAACUCUGACAUGUUGAGUCCCAGUGCAGAUCCUGAGGUGCCGAUGGACUACAGCAGUGAGUACGACGCCUCGGACAAGUCUUCGAUAGACGACUCAGAUGAGGCUUGCAGCAUCCCUGGAUCCUUCUCUCCUGACAACAACCAGGAUGGAACCAGUGGAGACCAAAGUGUUUACAUCCCGUUGAUGAGGGUGGUACAGUCGGUGAGGCAGACAACCCGUCGAUCCAGCACAGCUAUCAAGGAAGGAUGGAUGGUUCACUACAGCAAUAAGGACACACUGAGAAAGAGGCACUACUGGCGUCUGGACUGUAAGUGCAUCAUCCUUUUCCAGAAUAACACCUCCAACAAAUACUACAAGGAGAUCCCUCUAUCUGAGAUUCUGGAGUUGCGUCCCGCUGGUGACUUCACUCUCGUUCCCCAAGGCACCAAUCCCCAUUGUUUUGAGCUCAUCACAGCCACUAUGUGCUACUUUGUAGGGGAGGACCCCAACACCCUCCCCUCUCUUUCCCCCAGCAACCCCCAGACUCUCCCAGAGACGCCUCCCUCCCCGAGCCAGGUGGCGCCCAACAGUGGCAUCGGCCGCGAGGUGGCAAAGGCUUGGGAGAGCGCCAUUCGCCAGGCCCUUAUGCCAGUCAUCUUUCAGGAUGCACCGCCAGCUGAGGGGAAGACGCCGCACAGACAAGCAUCUAUCAGCAUAUCUGUGUCUAACAGUCAAAUCCAAGAGAAUGUGGAUAUUGGCACAGUGUACCAGAUUUUUGCUGAUGAAGUGCUAGGAUCUGGGCAAUUUGGAGUCGUGUAUGGAGGGAAGCACAGGAAGACGGGGAGAGAUGUCGCUGUUAAGGUCAUUGACAAGCUUCGCUUUCCCACUAAGCAAGAGAGCCAGCUGAGGAAUGAGGUGGCCAUCCUGCAGAGUUUACGUCACCUGGGCAUUGUGAACUUGGAGUGCAUGUUUGAAACCCCAGAGAAAGUGUUUGUGGUGAUGGAAAAGCUCCACGGCGACAUGCUGGAGAUGAUCCUCUCGAGUGAGAAAGGCAGACUGCCUGAGAGGCUCACCAAGUUCCUCAUCACACAGAUUCUUGCAGCUCUGAGACAUCUGCACUUUAAGAACAUCGUUCACUGUGAUCUGAAACCUGAGAAUGUGCUACUUGCCUCCGCUGAUCCCUUUCCACAGGUGAAGCUGUGCGACUUCGGCUUCGCCCGUAUCAUCGGUGAGAAGUCUUUCCGUCGCUCGGUGGUCGGCACCCCGGCCUACCUGGCCCCGGAGGUGCUGCUGAACCAAGGCUACAAUCGCUCCUUGGACAUGUGGUCAGUCGGUGUCAUUAUGUACGUCAGCCUCAGUGGGACUUUCCCAUUCAAUGAGGAUGAAGACAUCAAUGAUCAGAUCCACAACGCAGCCUUCAUGUACCCUCACAACCCCUGGAAACAGAUCUCCAGUGAUGCUAUUGAUUUGAUCAACAACCUGCUGCAAGUCAAGAUGAGGAAACGCUACAGUGUGGACAAAAGUCUCAGCCAUUUAUACUUACAGGACUAUCAGACUUGGCUGGACCUGCGGGAGCUGGAGACUAAACUCGGAGAGCGCUACAUCACCCACGAGAGCGACGACAGCCGCUGGCAGAUGUUUGCCCGGGAACACACUUUGCCAUACCCUGCUCACCUUGUGCCUCCUCCUCCUGCACCGGCCUCUGAUGAUGAGGAGGGUGGGGAGGAUGCGGAUGUGCAAGGUCUCACUGAGAGGGUAAGCAUCCUCUGACGGCAGAGACACGGAGGACUCAAGCUCAUUUUGAAAGGAAGCAGAGGGAGAAGGAGGAUGGCAAGAUUCACCUGGAGUCUGAAAAGGACAUGAAGUUACAAAGAAUCACCGUUCUGAGAAAAACAGAUGAGUGUCCAGCUUGUUUAGUCUUUCAAUGCACACCAUUUGCUGUCUGUCAGCAUUAAAUCCAAUUUCCCUCCUCCAGCUUGAGGUCCUCAAAAUGUCCUUUUAAUCAUUUACCUCACUCUCACUGGCCCUCUUUCAUCUUUGGAAGUGUUGAAUUCCUCUCACAGCCUGACUCUAUUUCACAUUGUCUGUUCAGCUGACCUGGCAGGUCUUCUCAGAUAAAACUGGAGUCAAACUUUAAAUCAGAAUUUGUCACAAGAAUAAAAUGGAACAUUCCUUUCCUCUCCCUGCGAUGUGCCUCAACACGUAGCAGGAAAUAGCAUUUCACCGCAAAGCGACGAUAAGAAUUGUGGGUUUGUUUUUCAAGGUAUUUUUCUAUACAAAUAAUAGUAGAAUUUAAGUGACUGUGCAAAUAAAAGGAAAAUUAAGGCUUGUUUUUAGUGUCACUGAGCUGAGCUGACUGGAAUUACAGCCCAUCUUGUGUCUUCAUUAAAGGCCGGUUCAAUCUCUUUUCAGUGAUGGAGCUCUUUACAGUGACAAAAGAUUUCCUCUGUGCUGGUAAUUACUGCAGUGAAUGCAUGGAGGCAAAUCCAUCUGUAUUCACAAAUGCAUUCCCAUAAAUUCAUGUCUUGCAGUGAAAACUAAAGUAUUGAUCUGGGGGACAGCAAGUCCUCCAGUAAUUACCGCUAGUUUCAAGCCACAAUAGAGUCCUAAAAAGCAUUUGUCAUUAAAGAUGCCACUGUGGGUUUAAAUGAGCUCUAAUAUUGAGGAUGUUACCUACCACGACCAGACAGUUUUCAGUCAUGGGAGACGGUUUCUACCUGCAGCCGACAGAUUAGACAACAUAAGCCUCAGAAGCUCCUGCUGAACGGUGAAAAUUGCCUCUAUUGAUAUUGAUGUUCCUGAAGUGAAGCAGUUCAUUGAAAUGAUGAACAAGUCUUCACAGCUGACUGUAUUGAAGACUCAUGUACAGUUAACGAUGAGCACAUAAAUGGACUAGAGAAGAUUUCUCUCUGUGAUGUAAGUGCGAGGACAGACAGCUUGGGUUGCUAAACUAGAUUUUGUUAUCGACUACCUUUAAUGUCAAUAUGUUGCAUGUUUCUGUGAAGUACAAUUAUCUAGAUACAUCGUUGAACAUACUGUAGUUACAAUAGUCUACUAUACAAACGUGUAACCUGAAGUUGAUGUAGUUUGUCAAAUAUGUGUAGACUGUGUCCAACAUGUUUGAAGGAUGAUCCUGGACUCUAUGACAGAUAAUACAAACCUUCAACAGUA
Molecule: messenger RNA, 4854 nt
Organism: Amphiprion ocellaris (clown anemonefish)
Lineage: Eukaryota; Metazoa; Chordata; Actinopteri; Pomacentridae
Gene: prkd2
Product: protein kinase D2
Exons: 19
Coding region: 640-3453 (937 amino acids)
Biological process (GO): protein phosphorylation
Molecular function (GO): ATP binding; protein serine/threonine kinase activity
Source: RefSeq, a predicted model, not a curated record